AGGGUUUUCAGAAAAUCUUCCUCUCCUAGUUAAGGUUUUCAGAAAAACUUGCUCUCAGAUGUCUUCCACCGGAGAAGUUGCCUGUACUUAUGCUUGCUUGAUCCUUCACACUGAUGGCAUUCCUGUUACUGUUGAGAAAAUAGCUACAUUGGUGAAAGCAGCCAAUGUGAAGGUGGAAUCAUACUGCCCCUGCCUUUUUGCAAAGCGUUGUGAGAAGAAAAAUGUGGAGGAGCUUAUCAUGAACGUUGGGUCGGGUGGAUCCGUUGUUUCUACUGGCGUUGUUGCCGUUGCUGCUCCUGCUACUGGUGAAGAUCCUGCAACAGCACCUGCUGCUAGCGAGAAAAAGGAAGAGGCAAAGGAAGAGAGUGAUGAUGGGGCCAUGUUUAGCUUGUUUGAUUAGAGUUCCUUUCAGUGUUUUGUCCUUUUAAUUUGUCUACAACUAAGAAUUUUGAUACAUAUUGUUCUAAUUGUAUCAAUCGGCCUAUCUAGUAUUUUCUUGUAAUUUCUAUUUCAAUGGUAAUCAAAUUGUCGAACAAGA
Molecule: messenger RNA, 538 nt
Organism: Solanum stenotomum
Lineage: Eukaryota; Viridiplantae; Streptophyta; Magnoliopsida; Solanales; Solanaceae
Product: 60S acidic ribosomal protein P1-like
Exons: 3
Coding region: 59-400 (113 amino acids)
Biological process (GO): cytoplasmic translation; translational elongation
Cellular component (GO): ribosome; cytosolic large ribosomal subunit
Molecular function (GO): protein kinase activator activity; ribonucleoprotein complex binding; structural constituent of ribosome
Source: RefSeq, a predicted model, not a curated record